Molecule: messenger RNA, 2886 nt
Organism: Ostrea edulis (European flat oyster)
Lineage: Eukaryota; Metazoa; Mollusca; Bivalvia; Ostreida; Ostreidae
Product: glycine N-acyltransferase-like protein 3
Exons: 5
Coding region: 1133-1972 (279 amino acids)
Cellular component (GO): mitochondrion
Molecular function (GO): glycine N-acyltransferase activity
Source: RefSeq, a predicted model, not a curated record
UUAUUUUUUAUUGCACUUAUACGAGAUAUUUUCUAUUAUAUCAAAUCUUUUAACUAUACGCAUGGGUAAAGUUACGCGCUUCUUACGUGACCGUGUGAUUAGUAUAAAUUUCCCCACGUGUUAAUAACCACUUUCACAGUAUGAUUGGACCACAAAGACAUUAAGAUUAAAUGAUGUAUUUCUCUAUCACAUUGUAAAGACUGCCGCCGGUGUACACGUGAAAUAACAGAGUCUUCCAUAUGCCCAAGUUCUACAGUUUGCUCAACCGAAAUGUUUGAAAUCCGAAAUAACAAUAAACUUGCUAGAACUAUUAAUAAGUUAUUAGAUAACGAGUACCGUUUUCAGAAAUAGGUACAACUUUAUCCUGAGAUAUUGUAGUAUAGCUAAAUAUAUCGGGGGUUUUCAGAAACAGGCUAUAACUCUAUAUUACCUGUGUAUUUUAAUACAAAGCAACGGUCAGAUUACUGACCCUGUGAGCAAUAUAUGAGCACUGGUCAUCCGAGUAUCCGAGGCACCCUGCAACCAGUUGUAACACAGACCCCGGCCAGAGACGACGAUCAGAGACGAGUCCUACAACUCUAGACUACGUACAGUUGUAACACAGACCCCGGCCAGAGACGACGUUCAGAGACGAGUCCUACAACUCUAGACUACGUACAGUUGUAACACAGACCCCGGCCAGAGACGACGUUCAGAGACGAGUCCUACAACUCUAGACUACGUACAGUUGUAACACAGACCCCGGCCAGAGACGACGUUCAGAGACGAGUCCUACAACUCUAGACUACGUACAGUUGUAACACAGACCCCGGCCAGAGACGACGUUCAGAGACGAGUCCUACAACUCUAGACUACGUACAGUUGUAACACAGACCCCGGCCAGAGACGACGUUCAGAGACGAGUCCUACAACUCUAGACUACGUACGGUGAGUCCCUUAGGAUUUUCCUGAGCACUUAACUGCACUGUGCAUGCAUUUAAGAUAUUGUACACUCCACUACAAUAUCAGAAUUAUGCAUGUCACGUAAGACAAGUAAAAUGGAAUACUAAGUAAGGUAUUUAUAUCAACCAUUUUGAUACUGAUGAGUAGCCCAAAUAGAGGUCGUUCUAAAUAUUAACAUACAGUGUAAAAAAUGGCGGUACAUGAGCUGAACUCAACAGAUUAUGCCACUAUGGAAAAGGAACUAGAGAAAGAACUGCCUCUCUCCAUCUGUGUGUUUAAUCAUUUCAAAUUGCUGAGGAGGGGUUUGUUGACUGAUAAAGCAGUUCUCGUAGAUAGUUGGCCAAAUUUCUCUGCAGUUGUCAUCGUGGAUAGCAAGAGGAAGAAAACUCUCCCAUACGCAGUGGCUUUCUGCAAACAACCAAACUUCUAUCAAUCUCUUGAGAUCUUACUACGACAUGCUUUUGGAGUGCUGGCAUCACCUUUAUUCAUUGUUGGCUGUACAAGUGCCGUGAUGGAUGCCUUGGUUAACAGUUUCAGAGAUGUAGAAACCUCUCCUGUUAAAAGAAGAAUUGAUGGAGUUAUUUUUACACUUCCUCCUGACAAAAUAGUUCCUUUAGAAACUCCAGAUGGAUUCAGAAUCACCAAAUUAAAACAAUCUCAGGUAGAAAAUGUUCACAACUCCUGGGAAUAUAAAGAAAAUUAUGACCGAUAUGCAGACCUGAGGUAUCGGAUAAGGUAUCUUAUCUCUAAUUUCCACAAUGUCUGUAUCGAAACCGAGGAUGGACGUCCUGUUGCCUGGGAACUUCAACAAGAAUAUGGCGGGAUAGGGAUGUUGUACGUGGAACCUGAGUACAGAAGAGCAAAUCUAGGAAGCGUUGUCACGAGGACACUCGCCGGAAAACUGGUUAAAGACGGUCAAUCAGUGUUUGCUUUUGCUGAAGACACCAACGAGACAUCAAUUAAUUUCCACAAGAAAAAUGGUUACGUACUUCUGCCUUUCAAACCUUCAAUUGCAAUCUACAAUUUGUAGCAUUGAAAAGCACAUUUUACUCGCAGAAUAUCUACAAAGGACACAUAUUGAGACCUUAAUAAAACGAGUGCUGAGUGUUAUGGGUCAGAGUUACCCUUAAUAAAAUAGCAGCAGAAUUUACUAACAAAAAGCAAUUAAAAAUUAUUAAGACUUACUCAAAAUAAGGAUUGAAAGAAAAUUGUAACAAUUGCAAAAUAUUAACUUCCGGUAGUUGAACAAUAAAUAUGAAAAAUCCGUGCCGAACUGAAUAAAUAGUUAAUUCCCAAAAUCCUGGUUCAAAGUUAUAAAUAAUCCAAAUGCAUAGAAAGUGUAUAACCAGAGCUUUUUCUAAUCAGGGGAUUUUUAUCAUAAGAUUUUCAGUGUGUUUAUAAUAAGAAUGAAUUUUCUAUAAUAAUCUUAAAAGACAAUGAUGCAACCAUUAUAGCAUAUUUCUUCUAAAAGUAACAUGAGCUCUAAAACAAUCUAGGUCACAGGUGUCAAUCGAGUGCAAGCAGUGCACAACAAUAAAUAUACACCCAAGUCUAGAACAAUUUAGGUCGCAAAUCUAAAUUGAGUACAAGUAGUACAUAAUACCCCAUUAAAUAAUUUAAAUAAUUUGAAUGACUUUGAAAACUUAAAUUCUCUAAAACACAUAUACAUAUACACAGGGAUGCUUACUCCUCAUAUACACCUGAUCCCACCUCUGGUGUGUCCAGGUGUCCGUGUUUGCCCGACUAUCUAUUUUGUAUUACUCAUAGGAGUUAUGAGAUUGAUCACUAUUCGUUAUCUUCACCUUUCAUGUACAUGAAUCAAAGCAACAACAAAACAUACUCAUGACACUCUUGAUGAAGCAUAUGCUAUAACAUUUGCCUUUGAUAUGUUUGAUAUCAAUAUCAUACUCAUGUAAUAAUAAACUCUAUCUUGUGAGUCUUUGA